AUGGAGGUUCAGUUGACGGCUCCGACGGCGUCUCCUUCGCCAUUGUACGUUGGGGACCUGCACCCGGACGUCACCGAAGGUCAGCUUCUUGAUGCCUUCUCCGAGUUCAAGAGCUUGACCUCUGUGCGCAUUUGCAGGGAUUCUUCAUCUGGCAGCUCUCUCUGUUAUGGAUAUGUCAACUUCAUGUCUCAACAAGAGGCAAUGCGUGCCAUUAAGGUAAAGAAUCAUACACAACUGAACGGGAAAAUGAUCAGAGUUACGUGGUCACAUCGAGAUCCCAAUGCAAGAAAAAGUGGAGUUGGCAAUAUAUUUGUGAAGAACUUGAGUGAGUCAAUUAAUAAUGCGGGGCUGCAAGAUAUGUUUGAAAAAUUCGGGACUAUUAUAUCUUGCAAAGUUGCUACAUUUGAGGAUGGGAAGAGUAAAGGGUAUGGUUUUGUUCAGUUUGAGUUUGAAGAUUCUGCAAAUGCUGCUAUUGAGAAGCUUAAUGGUUCUACUAUUCAUGACAAGCAGUUGUAUGUCGGGAAGUUUAUGAAAAAGAGUGAUCGCGUUCUGCCUAGCCCGGACGCAACAUAUACAAACUUGUAUGUGAAGAAUUUGGAUCCCGAAGUCACAGAAGAGCUUCUUCAGGAGAAAUUUUCCGAGUUUGGGAAAAUUGUUAGCCUAGUUUUAGCAAAAGAUGAUGAUGGGGCAUCGAGAGGCUUUGGCUUUGUGAAUUUUGAAAGCUCAGAUGAUGCUAAAAGGGCACUGGAAGUGAUGAAUGGAUCACAACUUGGAUCCAAGAUUCUAUACGUGUCAAAGGCACAGAAGAAAGCUGAACGUGAACAAAUUUUGCGUCGUAGGUUUGAAGAGAAGCGUAAUGAGCAAUUCUUGAAAUCUAGGGGCUCAAAUGUAUAUGUAAAGAAUGUUGACGACGAUAUCACUGAUGAGGAGUUGAAGCAACGCUUCAGUCAGUGUGGUGCAAUUACUUCUGCGAAACUUAUGCGAGAUGACAAAGGAAUAAGCAAGGGGUUUGGAUUUGUAUGCUUCUCCACCCCCGAGGAGGCCAGUAAAGCUGUGAGCACUUUUCAUGGACACAUGUUUCAUCGCAAACCACUUUACGUGGCUAUUGCUCAAAGGAAGGAGGAAAGACAUGCUCAGUUGCAGCUGCAGUAUGUACAGCGUAUGGCUGGACUGGCAGCGGGAACUUCUACCACUGUUAUACCCAGUGGAUAUCCCCCUCUUUACUAUACUGCACCAUCAAGUGUUCUCUCACAUGUACAUCCCAGGCCUGGACUGAUGUACCAACCGUUUGGUUUAAGGCCUGGAUGGAGGGGAAAUGGCUUUGCACCUCCAACCAGACCCGCAUUGCAACCAUCAACCCUUCCUGUAAUGCCUAAUACAUCCAGACAAAACAGGCAAAACAGGGGUAGGAUAAACGGCCAUAUGUUCCCACAGACUGGUGCUCAAACUGUUUCAUACGUGCCACAUAUUCAACAGUCUACUCAAUCAUUGACUUCUUCAAAAGAUUUGAACAGUCAGCAGCGAUUUGGACCAACUAAAUAUGUGGCGAAUGGUCGUCCACGUGAGAUGAGCAAAGGAUCAUCCACUGUUUCUAAUACUGUUGGAAUUAUGUCACAAGGAUCUGAGAUGCUGAGUAGCAUGCUUGCUGCUGCUCUCCCUGAGCAACAGAAACAGAUACUGGGGGAGCGUCUCUAUCCCCUUGUGGAAAAACGUCAGCCUGACCUUGUUGCAAAGAUAACAGGCAUGCUUUUAGAGAUGGACAACUCAGAAUUGUUACUGUUAUUAGAGUCACCUGAUUCUUUGGCGACCAAAGUGGAGGAAGCAGUGGAGGUGCUGAAGCUCUCACAAACCAAAGUGUCCGGCCAAGAUGUCCUUCAUCCUAGUUAUCUCUCUGCAGAGGUCACGGUCAAUUAAGAUCGACAAUCAGCUUAGACUAGUACUCUUUGGAGGUUAGAGGAUACAGCACGUUGAACUCGGAUUAGUACUUUUUGGAGGUCAGAGGAUACGUUGCAGCUUAAGCUACUGGGGGAAGAAAAAUUUUUGAUACUACAAUACAAUAUAUUUUCCCCAGCUCUUAGGAUCCUCGCAUUUACUUUUUCUUUAAGGUGUAGGAUGUUUCUACUAUGAAGUGUAUUUGACGUUUCUUUUUUAUAGUUGUGCAAUUAAUUCUUUUGGUUUAUCUUUUUUAAGAGUAUUUAUAGUUCAAAAUAUUUUGAAGUUAUUCAGGCCAAAAAUUGGUCUAAACUAGACCGAGAUUGAAUUUCGUUCAAGAAACUAUAUUAACUUGAAAUUCUAAUUCCAAUCAGGUUUAAAGCAAGAUGAUU
Messenger RNA from Carica papaya (papaya), 2324 nucleotides. It is a transcript of the gene PAB7, whose product is annotated as poly(A) binding protein 7. Gene Ontology annotation, molecular function: RNA binding. Lineage: Eukaryota; Viridiplantae; Streptophyta; Magnoliopsida; Brassicales; Caricaceae. The record is from RefSeq and is a predicted model, not a curated record.